AUGGUUGCGGUUGAUAUACUCAAAUUUCCAAUCUCGUCGCCAGCAGACACGACGCCGCUGGACAGGCUAGUCGAGUCCGGUUAUAAAUCAUCGCAAAUUCUGGCUGUGGUGGGAAAGACUGAAGGAAAUGGCUGCGUCAACGACUUCUCGCGGACACUGGCCUCUACGGUGUGGGAACCUAAAGUGCCUGCGGACGCCGUGACCAUCUUCUCGGGCGGCACUGAAGGCGUCUUAUGCCCGCACGUCACGUUUAUUGUGCGAGCUGAAGACACAUCUUCGAACAACCCGUCAUACACCGGCCUCGUCGCGUCCGUUGGGCACACGCGAGCCCUCCAUCCGCACGAGAUUGGCACGCCAGACCAUGCGCGGACGGUCGCUGCAACCAUCGAAAGCAUGAUGGCGGAUGAUCUGUCUGUCCGCCCCGAGGAUGUAGUGCUAGUCCUGAUCAAGUGUCCGCUUCUCACCUCUGCCAAGGUUGAAGCAGUACGUGCCACAGGUAAAGAGCCCAUCACCACCGACACAUACGAAUCUAUGGCUAGGUCGCGGUACGCCUGUGCCGUGGGCAUCGCGGCUGCGCUGGGCGAGAUCCCCAACACGCAGAUCGACUCGGCCCUGCAGCCAGCCAAAGCGUCAGGCUCGGGCAGCGUAUGGAGCGCCAAAGCUAGCUGCAGCAGUGGUGCAGAGCUAGAAGACAACCAUAUCAUGAUCCUAGCCAAAGACCUGGCGGUCUCUGAUGUGGGAUCGACAGGACCUCAGCUCAGGGCCGUCUCGCGGCCAAUGAAAGAUGCUAUCGACGCAGAUGCUAUACUCGAUCUACUCUCCCAAGUAAAGCAAGAUGGAGGGAAGGUCGUACAGGUGUUUGCUAAAGCUGAAGCCGAUCCGUAUGGCACUGUCAGGGGCAACAGACACACGAUGAAUACGGACAGCGACAUCCACAGUACCCGCCACGCGCGAGCAGCUGUUGGAGGCCUGCUGGCUGGUCUCGUCGGCGACACUCUUCUCUACGUCUCGGGAGGUGCAGAGGGACAAGGUCCCGCGGGCGGAGGCAGCCUAUGUGUCGUGUAUACGAUUCGCUCAGAGGCGACGAGUCACGAGCAGAGUCUUCCAGAUCGCGAAUUAUCAAAGACAUAG
This is a messenger RNA of Exophiala spinifera, 1131 nucleotides long. RefSeq lists its product as uncharacterized. Lineage: Eukaryota; Fungi; Ascomycota; Eurotiomycetes; Chaetothyriales; Herpotrichiellaceae. Gene Ontology annotation, molecular function: hydrolase activity, acting on carbon-nitrogen (but not peptide) bonds, in cyclic amides. The transcript has 2 exons. The coding region runs from base 1 to 1131 and encodes 376 amino acids. The record is from RefSeq and is a predicted model, not a curated record.